AUGGAGUCGCAGACGAAUUCCGACUAUGAGCUCCUAACAGAGCAUCUGGGAUACCCCCCGGUGUCCCUCCUCGACGACAUCAUCAACACCGUCAACGUUCUCGCCGACCGCGCCCUCGACUCCGUAGAACGCCUCCUCCUCUCCAUCCCACCCCAGAACCUAGGAUUCACAGCCCCGAAAUCCGCCUCCUCCUCGAAGCCGCAGCCGCCCCCCGAGGAGGCCGCCAAGCUGGAGAUCGAGACCGGCACCCACAAGCUCGAGACCCUCGUCACCGCCUCCAUCGACCGCAACUUCGACAAGCUCGAGCUCUACGCCAUGCAGAACAUCCUCACCGUCCAGCCCCGCGAGCUGCACCCCUACGUGCGCCUCGCCCACUACGCCGGGCUCGAC
Molecule: messenger RNA, 390 nt
Organism: Clonostachys rhizophaga
Lineage: Eukaryota; Fungi; Ascomycota; Sordariomycetes; Hypocreales; Bionectriaceae
Source: the annotation of a GenBank genome assembly